Molecule: messenger RNA, 5164 nt
Organism: Topomyia yanbarensis
Lineage: Eukaryota; Metazoa; Arthropoda; Insecta; Diptera; Culicidae
Exons: 6
Coding region: 252-4391 (1379 amino acids)
Source: RefSeq, a predicted model, not a curated record
UGUCAGUGAUGUCGUCAUUGUUCUGAAAGAGAAAAAAGUCAUGGUCAUUCCCUCCAAGUGACGAAAAAUUAAUUUUCGCGAAAAAUAUCUAUUCCAACUCUUAAAAAGUUAUUUUUAUCAGUGUUUGAAGUGAAAUGAUAGUGUACAUGAUGAUUUUAGAUAUUGCUAUACGUGUUUGAAGACGAUCCAUCGCUUUCCAUGUCCUUAAUUUUUCUCUGCCUUUUCAAGUCACUCUGGUCCAGUAAAAAGUCAUGAGCAUAGUUAAAAUCGCAAUCAUGACACAAGCACCAACGCCAGACCCAGCCACGGAUCAGGCUGUAGAUGUGGUUUCCACACCUGAAGUGUUGGGCUUAGUAGAAUCCUCCACAAACACGCUACCCACCGUGACUAGCACUGGUAGUACUAGUGUCGCUGCGGCUGAAUCAUCGAGCACCCUCGAACAUGAGGAAGGAGAAAUUGAAACCGAUGAAGAUGAAAGGGGUGUUCUCGAAUAUGAGGACAUUAGCUCGGAGGAAGAGUUCUCCAUUCGGGAACGUAUUGCGCAAUUAGAAGCGAUGGAUAGCAAGCUGGGCCAGCUUACCAGAAGAAAUAAGAGGCUUCACGGUAAAUCGGGGUUAACUGGGUCGGGUAUAAAGGUUUUGGGCAUUUUGAGCAAUGAAGUAAUUAUCUAUCUCGGAAAGGAAAACUACGAAUGCAUUUCGGAUGAGGAAGACGUCGAGUUGUACCUGAACCGAUAUGAGCCAUUUCCCAAGCCAAAACUGUUACCAGCUCGACGGACGCUUCGAACGUCUCACACUGGGUCGCAAUCAAUGAGAUCAAGCACAAAACGACACUCCACUACCGAAAGAUCGCGACGGAAAAUUGAAAAGCGUAAGCGCGCACAAUCGACGCUGCGUAAAGCUUCUUUGCAUCGAAGGCAUAAACGGCGAAAGCACCCUGCCAGCAGUUCAGUUGUAAGCAUUAAAGAUUCGUCUGAUUCCGAGGUAGAUUUCCCCUUGGAUAGGGCGAGACUGCAGGCGGCAUGUAAUAUCAGUAGUAGAAAACGAAAGACUGAUAAGGAAAAUUGGGAUGCACUUAAACAAAAGCUGCAGUUGUCGAUGCAACGACGUAAAAAAGAUGAAAGCAACAUCAAUUAUGUAGAAAUUAUUCAAGAUGAACCAGUAGUCCUGGAUGAUGAUGAUGAUGAUAAUGAGGAGGACGAUGAAGUGCUACAGCUGCGAUUGCAGGCUCUAAAAACGAAAGCUGAGGUGAAAGAUGCUGGGUUCAUUAGUCUAGCGGAAAACCCAUUGCCACCAACGAAAAUGGCCGAGGAACAAGAACUCAGGUUACUGGCAUUACAAUCGGCCUUCACUAAGAAACAUCAAAUAAGACUGAAGAAAAGGCAAGCUGAUCGACCUUAUUCUCCAUCAGAUGAUAUUCCUCUCUUGUUAUCUCCUACGGGCGAAUAUCCCGUUUUGGCACAAGAAAUCACAAACAUUGAUGAUGAUAUUCAAAUCAUUGAAACGCAACCGGAAACUGUUGAGAUAAUAGACAGCUCGUCUGAAAAUGAGAAUCAGAUGGAAAUCUGUCGUACGGAGAGCCCAGAAAGUCCAAAAUCACCUGAAGCUGAACCGGUUGAUGAGGAACUAAUCGAAAGCGUAAAAUCUCCCAGUCCACCGCCUCCGGUUACUUCAGAUCAAGAUGUUUCUAUGGAAGCAGUCAUGCCCGAACCACCUCCGCCACCCGUUAUAGGUAAUUUGCAAAGAACGCAUUCGGAAGAGGAAGACGAAGACACACUUCGCAAUCAAUUGUUAUCUACACUGUCAGCUUCUGCUUUGAAGUCCAAUAAUAAUUUUCCAGACAGCCGUCCUAUGACGCCUGACUCAAUGGCAGAAGAAGAAGCGGAAGCGCUACGAGAGUUGAUCCUCUCUAAAAUGCACAAAAAGGUUACCGAAAAAAGACGAGAAAAUACCAAUAUACCUCCAACAUCAGAAGUUUCAAGUCAACCAGACACCAUUAACAUUCCACAAGAUCUUUCUAACGUUGCUCUUAGUCUGAAAGAGCAUCGCACUGCCGACGUUAAUGGCACGUCCCCAGUAGGACCUAUUUCUUCACCUGCCCUAGCUGCAAACAGUACCUGUACAAAUCAAUUGCGACAACCAGCGAAUCCGAAUUUGAUUACUUUAAUUGGCAAGCAAAAAAUUACUCGUAAAAAGCGUAAAAAAUCGCUGACGUCUAUUCAAAGUAGAGCAGCAAAAAAAGCUUUGGCUGCCAGUCCGAUGGCGAUAGCUGUUCCACCACCUGCCAGAACCUUGAUUAAAGCCCCCAAAGUCCAAACUCCUUCACCAAUCUCACUGACAGUGCCAUUAGUAUCCACCACAAAACUGGUCAAUAAUCCAAACAAGCUGAUCAAUUUAAACGCUCCGCUGCCCAGUAAUUCAUCCAAAGAACGGUCCGCUACAGUGGAAACAUUUAUCCAGAAACCCGUUCGUAAGUUGAUCAUACAGGUAGGAAAUUCGGACUCGGAUUCCGAUUCGGACUACUAUCCAGCACCGGACGAAGAACCGGCACCGAAGGAGAUCGAACGUCUUCGUGAAUCGUUCCUACGUGAUCUCGAUAAUGCUAGUCCUUCGCGAGUUAUGUUAGAAAGUCCCACUUAUUCACCGGUUCCAACUGAGAGCACAGAACACGACGACGAACCACUAGUAGCUGCUGUGCCAGAAGCUACAGCGAUUACCACCGGUGACCAUAGUGGCAAUCAAGUGGCUUUUGAACAACGGUUGGAUCAGUUUCUGAAAACUGUACGGAGUAAAAUUGAUCAGAACCAGAAAGAUUGCGCUGGUGAGAAUGAGACUGUUAAACGAACGAAUGUGGCUCCGUCGGCUGGUGGCGGUUCCAAUGGCUUGGGAACGGUUGUUACUGCACCGAAGAAAGUAGCUACCACUCCAGCGCCAGUUACACCAUUGGCCGUUCGUCACCUGCCUAAAUCAGCACAGUUGGAAUACAAACGUCUGGUAGCACGAAUGGCCCAACUUGAGAGACAAAAACAACUUCGAAUGGUGGUAGUCAAUAAUGAACGCGUUGCCAGUAAGCGUCCUCCUCCUCUGACAAAAACGAUAAUAAACACAGGGCCAUCGGACGAUGGUGCGACUAAAAACCUCGAACUGGUUGUAACCGUCAAUCGUGAUAAAAGGAAUGUGUUGGACACAUCGAAUACUGGAAUGCCCCGAAAUAAUCUUGCACCGUUGAAGCGUGAUUCCGACACGCUAUUCAAACGAGUACUUAUAAAUAAUACAGUCAUAGCUGAAAGCAAAAGUAAUCCACCGCUUGAUACUGCACAAGUGCAACAGCAAACGCUCGAAGAUACCAAAGAUGAUUCUAGUGAGACUAAUGCAGAUCUACCUCAUACCGGAGCUAAGGAAAAUGAACAGUGUAACCUAGCUCCAGUCAGUCCCAAUCGCAAGAUAGGAACAGCUCAAACAGAUCAGGAAAUAAGCACCCUACGUGAGGCAUUGCGACGAUUAUCGAGUAUCAAGGAGGGGGACCGGAUGAGGGUAUUGUCAAUUGCCGAAUAUCGUUCAGAAAAGCACAGUCAACGGUUCCACAAGGAAUUACGGGAUUUGAUUGCCACGGUAGAGAAUGCUAAACAGGAGCGACAGAAACAGUACGAUCUAGAAAAUAAGGUAGCUUUUCUGAAGGAAAAACUGGCAGUUCUGGAACGAGGCCUUGCCCUCCACAAGGGUCGCAUUGCCCAGAUAUUUCCUGCCCUUCAACAGUCUCACAGUAAGGUGAUGCACAGCCGAAAGAAGUCGAUGGAGCUGAACAGUUUGUGUCUCGAAAUUGGACGCAUGGUCAAGGGACAAAGUUACAGUACACCGUCGACUAUACAUAAUGAAAUUCACGAGCAACUGAAGAUUCUUACCACCGAGACCAAGAGGCUAAAAAACAUGAAAAAGCUCUCGUUAGAAGAAUUCAAACAAAUUACGGCUGAUCAGCGUCAGUUUCAGGUGAGCCAACGGCAAAAACUAGCCGUCGAAGAGAAUCCUUCCACAGUCUCCCCAGAAACUAUUGCGACAACUGUACGACCAUCAGCAGCAGUCCCAAUUAUUGUAAAAGAGGAACAGCUCCAUGAGCAACAGUUGCAAGAAGAGGAAACAGAAGCAAAACAACACUACAAAAGUGCAUCUUCAUCCGGAAGUGCAAGUCCGUCGAUUGUGGAAGCAAAUAAUGCGCAUAUUUCGAUGCAAGAAGAGCUAACCGGCGAAACUCGGGCACGUUUCGGAACGUAUUCAUCACCUCUGGUGUCCUUCAAGGAUCAAAGCGCACUAAACAUUCCGGACGGUGUAAUCUGUCCCUAUCAGAUGAGUGGAGAAUGUGUUGAUCAGGAUUGUAAAUUUGAACAUUUUCGGUAGUGUAUGUGCGUGAUUCUUUCUCUCUGAUCCUUCAACAAACCAAAACAACACUAUUACCCUCUAUUGAACAACAGAGUGAUCCCUCCCACUAUCGGCUCAUCCCGCAACACAUGUCCGCUUAGUGUACACUUUUUUGCAUCCUUUAUUUUUUUAUUCUUCUCGGACAUUUGCAUUACUCACACUUUUCACAACGCUGCACGGAAAAGAACAUAAAAGAAACUGAAAGUAUGUCGACUGGGUAAAAAUUAGUUGGCAUGUUUACUGUUGAAGUAAUAUUGAUAAACCGAAUCGAAUGCAGAAGUGCUACAAUGAUUGCAGAGUGCUUAAAUGUGUUCCUAAUAUCCAAGUUCUAAUCGCACCGAUCUUUCGGACACGAAUGGUUCGUGUCGCGCAGGUGUUGUGCCAUUUGUGUGGUGUACAAAUCAUGCUUGGGUAACUGCGUGGUGAAGAAGAUUUCAGUGAUGUUAGAUUUGCCAUACCAUUUUUCUUCAUGUUUGGUUUUUCUAUUAGGUUUAUCAUUAGUUUCAAGUUUAUAAAAAAAGACCAAAUUUAUGUAGUUUAUAAUUUUAUGUUUUCAAAACACAAGUUGGUACAAUUGUCGAUAAUAAUGUGUUGCAAACAAAUGAACUCGUUUCGUUAGAGUGUAGAAGUGAGGUGCUGGGAAACAGGUUCAGCCCAGGCAGAACGUUUUUAGUUAUGAAUAUUUUUAUAACAUAUGUUAUUGAUGAAAAAAUGUACCAGAAAAAAAGAAUGAAAUAUAGAGUUUAAAAUAA